GCCCUCCCCCCGCGACACUGCUGCUUCCAACAACAAGCAAGAAGCCAGCAACAUGGCCGACCUAGGAAAGAAGUACUGCGUAAACUGCCUUGCAGACGUUACGAAUCUGCGACUUCGCUGUACUGACUGCCCAGAUAUCGAACUGUGUCCGGAAUGCUUCUCCGCAGGUGCAGAAAUCGGUAAUCAUCGGCGAUGGCACGGUUAUCAGCAAGUUGACGGCGGGCGCUUCCCACUCUGGGGUCCCGAAGCGGAGGGAGGAUGGACUAGCAGGGAAGAGCAGUCGCUACUCGAUGCGAUCGAGCAAUAUGGCUUUGGAAACUGGGAGGACAUGGCCACUCACAUGGGGGCGAUUCGGACCCCCCAGGAAGUCAUGGACCACUACGUCAGAAUGUACAUUCACGGCAACCUGGGCAAGGCCUGCGUCCCUGAAAGUAUCCCAAACCGGGUAACGGACCACACCUGCCCCAGCGGUGCCCCCCUGUCCCCCAGCCUCACCACCCCCCUGCCCCCGCUGGAUGUGACCCUGGGCGAGCAGCAGCAGCUGGGCUAUAUGCCCCUUCGCGACGACUACGAAAUUGAGUAUGACCAGGAGGCAGAGAAGCUCAUCAGCGGCCUGUCGGUCAACUACGACGAUGAAGACGUGGAGAUUGAAAUGAAGCGGGCGCACGUGGACAUGUACGUGCGCAAGCUGCGGGAGCGUCAGCGCCGCAAGAAUGUGGCCCGCGACUACAACCUGGUGCCCGUCUUCCUUGGGCGAGAUAAGAAGGACAAGGAGAAGCCAGGCACGCUGGGAGUUGUAGGUGGCGGGGGUAGUGGUGGCGCCGUCGGAAUGGGAGGAGGAGUAGUGGGGACCCUUCUGAUGCUGACCAAUCCCAUUGUGACGCAGGGAGCUGCAGCCGUUCCUACAGUGCCAAAGCGUAAGAUCACCAAGGAGGAGAAGGAGCAGCGGGUCAAGUUACGGGGGAUGUGCCAGUUCAUGGCUCUGCGGGAGUUUGAGGACUUCUUUGACAACAUGCACAAGGAGCGCAUGCUGCGUGUCAAGGUACGAGAGCUGCAACGAUACCGCCGCAACGGCAUUGCACGACUGGACGAGUCGGCCGAGUACGAGUCGGCGCGGCACAAACGGGAGAAACGCAAGGAGAACAAGAGUGUGGCUACCUCCAAAACAGGCCGAGGCGGCGGGCUCGGCCCUGGGGGAGGGCUUGGAGGAGUAGGCGGUGGCAUCAUCAAAGAGGAGGGCAAGGAAGGCGAGUUUGCAGCCAUUGAGAACCUGUCCGGCUUUGAACUGCUGUCGGACCGGGAGAAGGUCCUGUGUAACACGCUCAACCUCAGCCCCACGCGCUACCUGACCGUCAAGACCAUCAUCAUCAAGGACCACCUUCAGAAGCGCCAGGGCAUCACCUCCAAGAGCCGCCUGCCAGGCUACCUGGACAAGGUGCUCAAGAAACGCAUCCUCAGCUUCCUCACAGAGAGCGGCUGGAUAUCCCGAGACAUGUCCUAACAGUCCAUCGGGUUUGUAGGAACUGGACUGGGAAGUGUCCUAACAAUGUGUGUAUGGAGUUGGUGGGGACUGAGGAUUAUAGAAGGACCAUGACUCUGUUCUCCGUUGGAUUGGUGUGUCUUGUUAGAAACGAUGUGAGAUUUGCACUCGUAAGCUCCACAUAGACCAAACUAUUGGAUUUUACCACCUUUUAUCUCGUUUUGUCCAACAUCAUCGACCACAGGACUGUUUGUGAAUAUGUACAUUGCAAAGAAUAAGGAUUUCCCCUUAAAAAAAUAAAAGUUUGGAUACCAUUUACAGGAGAGUGAUGAACAGAUAUAUAUUUUUGCAUUUGAAUCCAUAUGAAUGAUAAUGUAUGGGUAGAUGAUACAGGGUCUCUGUAUUGAAAUUCCAGUGAAGGAUCGCCUAAUGCUGCUGGGCAAACCAGACAACACUGUUUUCAAAGCUGUUCUCAAAGUAUAGUUUGCCUCCAGCUUCCUUUUAGCCUGGUCCCAAAUUAGUUGGUGCUGUCUUUCCAACUCCUAUGGUCAUUGACCAGACAACACCAACAGAUCUGGGACCAGGCUAGCUUCCUUUAGGUCAGGAUGUAGUUUUGGAGAGCACAAGUUAGUGCCUAUUCAAACAGCAAUACAGUCACACUGUGCUGCAACGCAGGGGGUAUAUCAUCCUAUUCCUCCCAUGAAGAGAUGAAGGCCGGCAAAGCAUACAGGAGUCAGUAUUUGGCAGCUAACGCUCUCGUAGAGUACUGCAGUAAUCCCCAUUUUGACUUUUGUAGCUUUGUGGCAGUCUAACUUAGGAUGUCAGGCUCAGAAUUUGGCACUGAGAGGAAUAGCCUAACUUCUCACUAUUCUGUUCCAUCCCCUGCAUGAUUUCUGAUUCUAGUAGGCUAUUCACUAAGAUAAGAAACAUUUUAACUUUUAAAUAUGGGCAUUAACCAAUGACAUGCGUACAAUCCUUAAGCACAAAUCAAAAAUCUCUUGUUUGCCAAAUGAGCAUAUAGGCUAUCACUAGUUUUUUUUACUACCCUGUUCCAUCGCAGGUUAAGUUUGCCAUCCCAUUGGUUUGGAUAUUAUGGUGUUAACUGUGUGAUAGCCUGUCAGACUGUUUUUAACCUCUUAAUGAAUAUGUGGUGCAUGAUUGUCUUCUUAUCACCGGUUGCUUGCUGUUUUGUUUGCCAGUGUUUCACUUAUCCAAAGGGAUUAAAGUCAUAUUUAAAUGUUUUGAAGACCAGCUACAUUUGCUCCAUCUAACUUCCUGGUUCAUUGUUUAUAUUUUUUUUACAGUCACAGCAUUCAUAUAGGCUACUGUACACAUCACAUGGCCUUGCAAGUACAAUAUCAAAGGCCAGGAAUAAUCUGGUAGAGUAAAGGGACGACUGCCUCAGAAAAGCUUGGUUGGUAUUAGACAUUGAUGUUUUCCAUUGACAUCAAAUGUGUUUGUUCCCAGCACAGGUACUUUGUAGUGUCCACUGGCACCUUUUCUUUCUGACAUCCAGUUAGCCUGUUUAAAAUGGAAAAGGUGAACUACUGCAGGGAUAAAGAUGCGGUUUGGUUGUAUAGAAAGUGUUGAGGAGUAUCAAGUUUGACGCUGGGAAGUAGAUGUAAUGAUCGCAUACCAGUGGAGGCUGGUUGGAGGAGCCUGUCCUCCUAUAGCUCCUCUGUCACACGUAUAGGCCUUGGUGGCAUCCCCAUCAUAGUAUAUUUAUCAUACCACAGAAGUAAUAAAAGCAAUAUAUUGUAUUUAUGCUUCCCCAUAAGCUUGAAAGUAUCCAGACACUGACAAGGCCCCUGGGUUCUCGCAUCACCUACCUGAAGAUUUCUAUUUGUUGCAACAACUGGCACGGUUUACAAUCAAAGACUAGAUAUCUCCUUAUCUGGUUUAAAGAGAAAACUGUUUUUGAACCAUAACGGCAUCUAUGAUUUCUUUUCACUUUCCUCCGCGGUGCCGAGGGCUUUUGUGCGUGUCGAUCAGAGAGGUGGUAGGAGAGCGCCUUUUGAAUGGGCAUCGGUUGAUGGGCAGAGUUGGAAUACAAAAGUGGGGUUGAGGCUGGGAGAGCGAGGGAUGGGCGUAAGAAGUAGUGGAGUGUUCAAGCUCUAUCUCUGUCAAAGCAUAGAUUUAGUUUUGUGCUGCUUCUUGUUCUAUUUUCCUCCCUCCGCCUCUCCUUCCUCUCCCUGUCCAUGUACUGACUCUUGGAUCUUGGUGCUUUUUACUGAUAGGGAUUUUGCCAUAAAACUAAAGCCCCAUUCCUCACUGCUGUUUCUGCUGCAGGGAGCCAGUUGCCCUGCGUUCAGAGGUGGAGCUAGCUGGUCAGCCCAGUGUUAUAUUUAUUAGAGAACAUAAAAUAAUCAUUUCUUAUUGGACAAGGCCAGGUAGUCCCUCCCUGUUUCACCCUAUUGUCUUCCGUUUGGUGCCUACUGAAUGAGACCCAGGCUGUAUUAAGAGGUCAGCCUGAGAGGUCAGAGUUCAGUCUAGGCUAGAACCUCUAAAGUUGACAGUGCCUAUUAUCAGUCUCUCAUUUCCUGUCAAAGCCAGUAACUAACUACUUCAACCAUUGUCAUUAUAAAAAGUUAAAAUACAUUAAUACACACAGCCUGUUUCCCAUAGCCGUGUUUAAUAAUCAGGGUGUGCCAUUGCUGUGCCAAACCAUUUUACCUAUGGCACAGAUAUUAUGACCGAGGGAAACACAGUUAAGCUAAAGCUUCCCAUCAGUAGAUUGCAUUCUGAAUUGUUUCAGCCUCUUUUUCUGUACUUAUUUAUGUUCAAAAGAUAACAUUUUAUAGGUGGUUGAAAUUACUCUUGUUCUAUGAAACAUCAUUACCAUUUGAUACAAGCAUAUGGGAGUGUUUUGCCUGUUUUUGCAUGUGAAGCCAAGUGUUUUAAAUGAUGUAAACAGUACAUUUUGGUUAAAUGGCUUGAUUGAAAAUUAUUUCCAUUUGAAUUGUUUCUAAACAUCAAGACUUCUGAGGGUGGGGAGAAAGGUUUUAUUUUAUUUCUGUGGAAUUUUUUGCAAAAAUAUUUUACCAAAUGUAAUGAUUUUUUUUGGAAGAUAAAUGAACAUAUUAAUACUGACCUGUGAAAUGUACAGUAUUUUAUUUCAGGGACUUUAUAACUAAGAGAAAAACAAAUCUUAAAUAUGCGAGUGAGAACCAUUUUAAGCCUUUUGCAUGUGUUGUCGUUGCAUGCUGUUAAACUGUUCAUGUGUACAAGUAGUAUGCUUAGGAAGUCAAAGCAUUUGUUAACAAUUCAGUGGUUGAAAAUGUUGAGGGGGAAUUUUUGAUGGCCCAUUCUUUGUGGUUGCACAGGACAUAGUAUGUUUUGUAUUAAAAGUGCAAAUACUUUAUACUUC
Molecule: messenger RNA, 4847 nt
Organism: Salmo salar (Atlantic salmon)
Lineage: Eukaryota; Metazoa; Chordata; Actinopteri; Salmoniformes; Salmonidae
Product: transcriptional adapter 2-beta-like
Biological process (GO): regulation of transcription by RNA polymerase II; chromatin remodeling
Cellular component (GO): SAGA-type complex; nucleus
Molecular function (GO): zinc ion binding; transcription coactivator activity; chromatin binding
Source: RefSeq, a predicted model, not a curated record